Messenger RNA from Daphnia pulicaria, 682 nucleotides. RefSeq names its product neuropeptide-like protein 32. The record is from RefSeq and is a predicted model, not a curated record. The transcript is spliced from 3 exons. NCBI's taxonomy places the organism in Eukaryota, Metazoa, Arthropoda, Branchiopoda, Diplostraca, Daphniidae. The coding region runs from base 113 to 421 and encodes 102 amino acids.
UCGGAUGCAAGUAAAUCCCCACAUCACAUCUGAGAUUGUUUGCUCUUUCAGCAGCAUCAUCCAUCUCCGCGUUUGAGUUGUUCAAGUCUUUAUUCCUAAUCCAAAAGUACAAAUGGGUUUGAUAAAAGCUGCGUUAAUCCUCGUGAUUUUCACGACACUGGCUUACUUUGUACUACCCGGCAAUGCCACCAAUUCCGAAAUGGCAAAGAAGAGUGAUCUCGUUUCCCCCAUCUACAUUCAAGAUUUGAAUGCGGACGAGCACAAAAUGAAGAAGUUCAGAGGAUACGGAGGAGGUGGUGGAUAUGGGGGAUAUGGAGGAUAUGGAUAUGGUCAUGGAUAUGGGGGAGGGGGAGGGGUUCGGCGGAGGCGGAUAUGGAGGAGGAGGCGGGGGUGGAGGUGGUGGAGGCGGUGGAUCAAGUGAAGAAGGACGUUGAACCACUUGCAAAUUUGCUUAAAGACCUUUAACAAGGACCAGUGAAAUUAUUAUUGGUGAUCUACAAAAUUUUUAAAUUAAAAAAAAAUUAUUUAUUUAAUUUAGCAAACGAAAGAGAAACUCGACUUUCAUAUUUUAUCAAGCAAAACUAAUGAGUAACAUUUCAUAAUGUUCUAUUUCUGCAUCCGUUUCAGUGCUCUGUAUACGUGCGUGAUUAUACAAACAAGAAAUAAACGAAAACAACAGAUA